AUGCACGUGGAGUCUUGCAAGUCCUGCGCGGGCCUGCUCGGCAAGGAUGAAGAGGGCGUGUCAGGGCUGAUGCUCGGAACGCCGCAUCUCCAGCCGCCCUCCAGGGUGAAGCAGAAACUCAUCGCCAGGGUCGACGCGGACCGGAGCCAGAUCCCCGUCCACCAUCUCCUCAUUCGCGCUGGCAUGGAGUUGACCACCAAGCCGGGGCUCGCGGUGGCGGCAGUGCUGGUGCUGGCGCUUGUGCUUGCCAGCAUGUGGAACGAGAGUAGGCAGGGGAGCGGAACCGUCGGCGGGGUCGCCCCCUCGGAGGCAAUCGGGAGUGCGGGAGAGAACGACCAGCUGUUCCUCGCGUACUCGGCGGCGGCCCCCGGUCUCGCGUUAGAAGAGCUUUCAGCCACGCGGGCGACCGACACUGCGCGCGGGAUGUUCCUCGUGCCCAGGUCGAGCAACUCCGCUCUACUGGUAGGGAUCGGCAUGCCUCAGCUUCCGAAGGGUCAGACCUACGGGGUAUGGUUCACGACCGAAGGCCAGCGUUACAGGGCGGGGACACUGCAGGUGGGCCCGGAUGGACAUGGGCACGUGAACCUGCGACUGUUCGUCCCGCUUUCGUGGAUAGACGCGGUCUCGGUGACGAUAGAGGGGAACGUCGUCCCCAGAAACGACUCCGAAGACAACAUGCCGCAGGGUCCGACCAUCCUGAAGGGUGACCUUUAG
Messenger RNA from Geodia barretti, 714 nucleotides. The record is from the annotation of a GenBank genome assembly. Lineage: Eukaryota; Metazoa; Porifera; Demospongiae; Tetractinellida; Geodiidae.